UGCUGAGGCGGUCCUCCACAAGAUUGAUGACAUGAAGAUGUGCCACCACUUGAAAAACUCAAAACAAUCAAGGAUGUAUUCUAAAGCCCAGCGAAAGAAGACUACCGACUCUCCAACAGUAAAAACUGUUUCCAAACAAGAAGCUGAAGAGUACUCUGAUGACGGUGACGACGAUGAUGACGACGAUGAUGAGGAUGAUGAAAACGACGAUAACAGCAAGCGCUAUGAACCUCGACAGAAAAACGCGGUGGUUCGCUACCAUGCGCCACUGGAUGAAUCCAGGAAACAGCCGCCCAUGUUUUUCGACCGUCAGGCAUCUUCCACUAGAGGGAGCUACCGCAUCAGUGCCUCAGUGCCCAGGAGUGCCCACACCACCAGCCGAAGGAGUGGCAGGAGAAGGCAUGCUUGGCACACCCAGGAAGCCAGCUCCUCUGAUGAGGACGACUCCUCUGACGAGGAAGACGCAGAGCAAGAAGCCAAGAACAGGUGUCUGCCUCUGAAUUUGCGCAAAGAGGACAUUUUGGGAAUCCAUAAGGACAGAAUGAAGAUGGGUGCGAGCCUGGCGGAUGUCGACCCCAUGGCGAUUGACCAGUCGGUGCGCUUUGACAGCGUUGGCGGUCUGACAAGCCACAUCUCCGCCCUGAAAGAGAUGGUAGUCUUCCCUCUGCUCUACCCAGAGGUGUUUGAGAAAUUCAAGAUCCAGCCCCCAAGGGGCUGCCUGUUCUAUGGUCCCCCGGGUACGGGGAAGACCCUGGUGGCCAGAGCGCUGGCCAACGAGUGCAGCCAGGGGGACAGGAAGGUGGCCUUCUUCAUGAGGAAGGGGGCCGACUGCUUGAGCAAGUGGGUGGGCGAGUCGGAACGCCAGCUCAGGCUGCUCUUUGACCAAGCCUACCAGAUGCGGCCAGCCAUUAUCUUCUUUGAUGAAAUUGAUGGGCUGGCUCCGGUGCGCUCCAGUCGCCAAGACCAGAUACACAGUUCCAUCGUGUCCACCCUGCUGGCCCUGAUGGAUGGCCUGGAUAGCCGAGGAGAGGUGGUGGUGAUCGGAGCCACCAACCGACUGGACUCCAUCGACCCCGCCCUCAGACGCCCCGGACGCUUCGACAGGGAGUUCCUCUUUGGCCUCCCUGAUCGCGAGUCCCGGAAAGAUAUACUAAAGAUUCACACCAGACAGUGGAAUCCUACACCCUCCGAUCCUUUCCUGGAAGAGUUGGCUGAUAAAUGUGUCGGCUACUGCGGCGCCGACAUCAAGGCGGUGUGCGCCGAGGCGGCCCUCUGCGCGCUGCGCCGCCGUUACCCCCAGAUCUACAGCACGUCCCAGAAGCUCCUGCUGGAUGUGGGCUCCAUCAACAUCAACAGUCAGGACUUUGUGGCCGCCGUGAGGAAGAUGGUGCCAGCCUCCCAGAGGGCCGUGUCGUCCCCUGCCAAGGCCCUGACCCCCGUGGUCACGCCCCUGCUGGGCAACGAACUCACCAACGUGCUGGARGCACUGCAGAAGGUCUUCCCCCACGCCGAGCAGGGCCUCAAGAGGAAGAGGGACACYGAUCUGACAGCCAGCAUUCUGGAGGAUGACCUCAUGUACAGUGGGGAUGAGGGCCCCUCAURCAAUAAUUCCAUCACCAAACAGACCACCACCAAAGGGAGCUUCCUCCAUUUUGCCAGGAGUGCGACCUGCCACCCCACCACRUACCGGCCCAGGCUGCUGCUGGCUGGGCGUCCCGGGGCGGGUCAGAGCUCCCACCUGGCCCCCGCCGUGCUCCACGCCCUGGAGAAGUUCACCGUCUACACCCUGGACAUGGCCGUGCUGUUUGGAGUCAGCUGCACCUCCCCCGAGGAGGCCUGUGCUCAGGUGUUCUGCGAGGCCAAGCGGACCUCCCCCAGCAUCCUGUACAUCCCCCACAUCCAGCAGUGGUGGGACACGGUMGGCCUGGCCCUCAAGGCCACCUUCCUCAGCCUGUUGCAGGACAUCCCCUCCUUCMCCCCCAURAUGCUGCUGGCCACCAGCAACGUAGCUCACCACGACUUGGCCGACGAGAUCCAGACUCUGUUCCGGUUGGAGUAUGGAGAAGUGCACUCUAUCCAAAUUCCCACCCAGCAGGAGAGAAGGAAGUUCUUUGAGAAUCUCAUCCUUAGCCAGGCUGCCAGGGCACCUGCUUCCAAGAAGAAAGCCUUGAUGCAUGCCAUGGAGGUGCUCCCCCUUGCCCCUCCUCCUCCCCCCAGGCAGAUGAGUGAGAGGGAGCGUCUGCGUCUGGAGGAGCAGGAAGAGGACACACUCAGGGAGCUGAGGCUGUUCCUGCGCAACGUCACCGAGCGCCUCUCCCAGGACAAGCGCUUCAAGGCCUUCACUAAGCCUGUGGACAUCGAAGAGGUUCCUGACUAUAUUAAGGUGAUCAGGKAUCCCAUGGACCUCUCCACUGUACUGUCCAAGGUCGACCUCCACAAGUACGUGACCGUCAGGGAGUUUGUCAACGACGUGGACCUGAUCUGGAAGAACGCCCUGGAGUACAACCCUGACAGCGACCCAUCUGAUCGUCAGAUUCGUCARCGGGCUUGUGCCCUGAAGGACACGACCCACGCCAUCAUCCGUGACGAACUGGACGAGGACUUUAACAGGAUCUGUGAGCAGAUCAGAGAGUCACGCAACAAGAGAGGGUGCACGUCAUCAAAGUUCYCCCCCUCUUACUACCAGACCUUGCCCAGAGAGGAAGGGUUCGCAGAGUCCAAGAGGCCAGGUGGUAACACUGGCAAAGACGCCAGCACCCCGUUCACUGCCAACACCCCACGGCCCGCACACUGGCAACAGCAAGCUCCAGACCCCACAGAAGACUCACACAGGUCCAAUCUGGGGUCUAAGCCGGUCCAGUGGUGGCAGUCAUUGGAGACCACCAUCAGCCCUCCAGUGGAACAUGACUCAAGUCCAGUUAACAACACCCCUACAAAGGAGGUAGAUCAGGGGGAGAAACACCACGCAAAGACCAAAGAGCCUGAAAUGUUGGAGGAGGACUGGGACAUAGAGAGGCGUGUGACCCGUGCCAGUAGGACUCUGGUGCAGCAGCAACAGCAGUUGAUUGACGUGGACAAGGCCCUGGAGAUCCUGACCCAGAAGACCCCUCAGCUGGUUGUGGACCACGACAAACUCAAGGAAUUGCUCAAAAGAGCUGUGUCCAAGACUGAGGGUUAUGAGGUGCAUCAGCUGGAGAAGCUCUAUGCGUUGUUGUGUCAGAGCAUCUACAGAUACCGCAAGAACUUUGAUAAGACGGAGCUCGUACAGGAAAUGAAGAGAGACAUUGACAACUUUUCCUAACUUCCCUUGAUGUUUUACUUAUUUCCAUAUUGUAAUAAAAUAUGAUGCAUUUAAA
Salvelinus sp. IW2-2015 is the source of this 3356-nucleotide messenger RNA. NCBI's taxonomy places the organism in Eukaryota, Metazoa, Chordata, Actinopteri, Salmoniformes, Salmonidae. The record is from RefSeq and is a predicted model, not a curated record.